Molecule: messenger RNA, 956 nt
Organism: Meloidogyne enterolobii
Lineage: Eukaryota; Metazoa; Nematoda; Chromadorea; Rhabditida; Meloidogynidae
Source: the annotation of a GenBank genome assembly
AGACUAAAAAAAUUUUAAUGUCUACAGAAAAUAAUUCGGAGGUUCUAAAUAAUUUUGGAUCUGAUCAAACAAGCGUAAAGAAUUUAUUAAUUGAAAAUGGACAGCUUAUCGAAACCGCCGCUACUUGUCAGAGGAUGGGACGUCUUGAGGAGUCAUUAAAAUGCCAGGAAACGCUUCGCAAAAAUUUGAUACUUUUAGCCAAGCUAGUUGAGCCAUAUUGUGGUGCCCAAAUAAUUCAGGAGUUAGGGCCCUCCACAACAGUCCAACAACAACAACUACCAACACCUGUAUCAACUCAACAACCUUCUUCUACAAAUAAUUCUAUCCCUCCUCCACAACAACAACAACAACCUAACGAGUCUUCUCCCCAAAAUGAAAGAACACCUUCCCAGCCUUUAAUUAAUUCAAAUAUUUCUCCAAACCAGCAACAAGUAACACAACAAAAUAUUAAUCAAAUUCCUCCUCAACAGCAACAACAAUUAUUACAACCACCCCAACAACAACAACUUUAUAUUAAUGCACAACAACCAAAUAUGCCAACAAAUCAACAACAACACUUCUCUCCUUCACAACGUCAACAACAGCAACAAUUACAACCAAAUCCUGUUUCUCCUCAACAACAGCAAUAUAUUCAGCAAAGGCAAAUUCCUUAUGGAAUUGUCCCUCCUCAUGUUUAUGUUGCCCAACAACCACAACAACAACAUUCUCACAAUCAACAACAAAAUUCUUUAAUGGCUGCUCCAUAUGGAUUUUCUGGUCAACCAAAUGCCCUUUAUGGAGGACAACCAAAUCCACAAGGCUUUAAUCCUCAAUCUUCAGCACAAGCACAAAUGUAUCAUCAUCAUAUGAUGCAACAACAACAGCAAAAUCAUUAUCAACCACAAGUAGCACCUUCACCACAUUCAAAUAUUCAACAAAACUCGCAAACUAGUGGAGGGAUUCAACAUCAAAGAUGA